Molecule: messenger RNA, 1278 nt
Organism: Exophiala aquamarina CBS 119918
Lineage: Eukaryota; Fungi; Ascomycota; Eurotiomycetes; Chaetothyriales; Herpotrichiellaceae
Product: chorismate synthase
Exons: 2
Coding region: 1-1278 (425 amino acids)
Biological process (GO): aromatic amino acid biosynthetic process; chorismate biosynthetic process
Cellular component (GO): cytosol
Molecular function (GO): chorismate synthase activity; FMN binding
Source: RefSeq, a predicted model, not a curated record
AUGUCGACUUUCGGCGAUUACUUCCGAGUGACCACCUAUGGCGAGUCUCAUUGCCGCUCGGUCGGCUGCAUAGUUGAUGGAUGUCCUCCUGGCAUGCAAUUGACGGAGGAAGACAUCCAACCUCAGAUGACUCGAAGGCGACCAGGUCAAUCUGCACUAACGACUCCUCGAAACGAGAAGGACAAGGUGGAAAUCCAGUCUGGGACUGAGUUUGGCGUGACGCUCGGAACACCCAUUGGCCUCGUCGUACGAAACGAGGAUCAGAGGCCGAAAGACUACGGUGGCAAGACCAUGGACCUCUACCCCAGACCUAGUCACGCGGAUUUUACUUAUUUGGAGAAGUAUGGAGUCAAGGCGAGCAGUGGUGGUGGCAGGAGUAGUGCCCGAGAGACUAUCGGGAGAGUGGCCGCUGGCGCCAUUGCAGAGAAAUAUCUCUCUCUAGCUCACGGAGUUGAGAUUGUUGCCUUCGUCACUUCAGUUGGGUCAGAACAUCUUUUCCCACCCGCAGUCGAUCAUCCCACACCUUCGACGAAUCCAGAGUUCCUGUCUCUUGUCUCCAAGAUCACGAGGAAACAGGUUGAUUCUUUCGUACCAGUCAGAUGUCCAGAUGCAGGAGCGACGGAGCGGAUGACCAAGAUGAUUGAGAAAUUCCGCGAUGCGAGUGACAGCAUCGGAGGAACAGUCACCUGCGUUAUUCGAAAUUGUCCCAUUGGCCUCGGGGAGCCUUGCUUCGACAAGCUCGAAGCAUCUCUCGCUCACGCCAUGUUGAGUAUACCAGCAACAAAAGGCUUUGAGAUUGGUUCGGGUUUCGGAGGAUGCGAAGUCCCAGGCUCAAUCCACAAUGAUCCGUUCAUCGCGGCUCCAGCCGCCGAUACCAAUGGAAAGACCUCUCGAUCGAAGCUAAUUACCAAGACAAACAACUCGGGCGGUAUUCAGGGUGGCAUUUCUAACGGUCAAGACAUUUACUUCCGGGUCGCGUUCAAGCCGCCAGCGACGAUCGGUCAAGCACAGCAGACCGCAACCUAUGAUGCGGAAGAGGGUACCCUAGAAGCCAAAGGGAGACACGACCCAUGUGUCGUCCCUCGAGCCGUUCCUAUCGUUGAAGCUAUGUCAGCAUUGGUUGUCAUUGACGCGCUGAUGGCUCAGCAAGCGAGGGAAACGGCCAGGAGUUUCCUACCCCCUUUGAAGACCACCCUUCCGACGAAGGAAACGGGAACUUCUGCCGCCCCGGAGAAAAUCGCCAGACAACUCAAUGGGGCAGUGAACGGCUCCAACUAG